Molecule: messenger RNA, 465 nt
Organism: Emiliania huxleyi CCMP1516
Lineage: Eukaryota; Haptophyta; Isochrysidales; Noelaerhabdaceae
Exons: 2
Coding region: 1-465 (154 amino acids)
Cellular component (GO): eukaryotic translation initiation factor 2B complex
Molecular function (GO): guanyl-nucleotide exchange factor activity; translation initiation factor binding; translation initiation factor activity
Source: RefSeq, a predicted model, not a curated record
AUGCAGCGCGGCAUCGAGGCCGACCACACCGUCGAGAACGUGGCGCUCGAGGUCAACAGCCUCAAGUUUGCGCAGAACCGCACCUUUGCGGACUGCCUGCAGCCGCUGCUGCUCACGCUGCUCUCGUCGCUCCAGCUGUCGACGCGCACCAAGAAGGAGCGGCCGCGCGAGAUCAAGCGCUGCCUCAAGCGGUGGGGCGCGCUGCUCGGCCGCUUCGUCCAGUCACAGGCGGACCAGGACGUCCUCCUCGCCACCCUCAUCUCCGUCGCCACCGAGAGCGACGCGCUCGCGGACGUGUUCCAGCACGCGCUGCACGCGCUGUACGAGUGCGACGCGUCGGCGCGCUCCGAGGGGCGAGGGCCCGAGGCGGCGCCGUGCGGCUCGCCCACGCGCGCGCUCCUCGACUCGGCCGCGCCCUUCCUGACGUGGCUGCAGGAGGCGGAGGAGGAUUCGGAGGAGGACUGA